AAAUUGGAACUUUUCCAUUGAGUUUUUCUUUAAAAAAUAAGAUAUAUGAAAAUUUCCCUUUAGAUUAGUAGUAGAAAGAGUCUCUGAAACUCGUAUAAAAUUUUCCACUAGAUCACUACACUCUCCGUAGGAACUUGUUUGGAAAAUUGAUCAAUUUCUUUUCUCGAUUUUUGAAUUUGGGGAUUUGUGCGGCGAAGAAGAUGAAGGCGUCGAUGAAGUUUCGGGAGGAACAGAAGCCUCUUUUCAGGGCUAAGGUUCCUCUAAGCAUCUUAGGUUUACCGUUUCAAUCUGGAAUCGUCGCCGGAGAAUCCAAAGAGCUCAGUCUCAAUCUCUCAACUUUCUUCGAAUCUGGGCCAUCUCUCAAGAUCGCUUACCGUCCAAACGACUCGUGGAACCCUUUCUCCCUAAUCGUCAAAACCGGAACCGGAUCUUUCGGGUCGCCAAUCUCAAGCUCCAUGCUCAUGAGCGCCGAAUUCAACCUCCUCGGUAAUAAAGGUAACCCUAGCUUCAUGCUUCACUUCAAACCACAAUUCGGCGACUUCUCAAUCAAAAAGUCUCACUCUUCGUCUGGCUUCGACGGAAAUCUGAUCAAUCCGAUCAACGGAUCUGUUUCGGAGGAGGAUUCCUCGAUCGAGGUGGUGGAUUCGCCGGCGGUCAACGGAUGCGGCGGUGGAUUUAGAAAAGUCACGGUUUUGCCUUCGACUUCUGCCGGAGACAUCGCCGGGUUGCUGACCGGCGUCGAGGUAGCGGCUAGGACGUCUUUGCCUGUGAGAGGACGCGCCGUCGUGAAUUUCAGGUGGGGCGUUAGGGUUCCAACGGAGAUAAGGCGAGAUUUUGAUCCAACGGCUGCGAUUUCUCUUAGGAGAUUCCCUUUUCUCGUGAUGAAUAAAAUAGGGAUCGAACACGUUGACGGCUCAGAUGCUAAAGAGCCCAAAUCAAAGACCGACCCGGGUUCUGUUUCGGGUCCGGGUCUACCGAAAAGAAGUGGAGAAGUGGCGGAGGUGUCUUUGGCUCUCGAGGAGCUUCGAUCAGAGAAUAGACAGUUGAAGAGAGCCGUCGAGGAUCUCCGAGGAGUAAUAGCAAACGUCCGUCCAUUCUCGCCGGCGACGAUAGAUUACGGAUCGCACUCAAAGUACCGAGAAUCCGAGAGGAGCAGCAAUAACAGCAACAACGGAAGAUCGAGAGCUGACCGGUGGAGCAGCGAGAGAGCGUCGUCGGAUUACGGCGGGAAGAAAAACAAGGAAGAGGGUGACGUGGCAGAAGAGCUGAAGAAAGCCUUGAAAGGAGCUGCUUGAAGCUUCGAUGGUGUUUGGUACUCGCCAUGAACUUGAGCUUUAGAUAAAGUUUUAUUCGAACUGCACUACAUUCUUCUUCUUCUUCUUCUUCUUAAUUUAGCUAUGGCUUUUGUAUAUAUGCGUUAAAUUUCUGUUUUAAAAAAAAAGAUUUGCAGAACUUGUUUUUGGAUCUUUCCAUGAAAUUGCUAGAGUUUAAUAUGGGAAAGAUUGUGUUUUGAACUUGAAAUGACGUGAUUUGAAUUAGCAUUAUAUCCAUCAAUGUAAAGCUUUGA
Molecule: messenger RNA, 1567 nt
Organism: Eutrema salsugineum
Lineage: Eukaryota; Viridiplantae; Streptophyta; Magnoliopsida; Brassicales; Brassicaceae
Exons: 1
Coding region: 201-1295 (364 amino acids)
Source: RefSeq, a predicted model, not a curated record